AUGCCAUCAGACUAAUUUAAACAGAUAAAAUCGUGGUUUCAUACAUUUGAAAAAAUUGAUUAGUCUCAAAUUUUAUACUACCAAAUUAGGUGCAAAUUAGUCCUAUGUUUAAGCAUAUUGAUGUAAGAUUUGAGGCAUCAAAACAACUUAUAAUAUUUAGUAAUAACAUGGUGA
Messenger RNA from Paramecium octaurelia, 174 nucleotides. Lineage: Eukaryota; Ciliophora; Oligohymenophorea; Peniculida; Parameciidae. The record is from the annotation of a GenBank genome assembly.